This is a messenger RNA of Cylicostephanus goldi, 612 nucleotides long. The record is from the annotation of a GenBank genome assembly. Lineage: Eukaryota; Metazoa; Nematoda; Chromadorea; Rhabditida; Strongylidae.
UUGCCCCAAAAUCUUUUUAAAAGGUUUCCCGUGCUACUGGAGGGAGAAACAAGUGCUGGGAAAACCUCAAUUGUUUGUUAUCUUGGUCGACUAACUGGAAAUGCUAUAGUGCGUAUCAACAAUCAUGAGCACACAGACGUCCAAGAGUAUAUGGGAUCUUAUGUUGGUGACGCUGCUGGACGACUUGUCUUCCAAGAGGGUGCUCUCGUGAAAGCCGUGAGGGACGGUAGCUGGGUGAUCUUAGAUGAACUAAAUCUUGCACCUACGGAUAUCAUCGAGACACUGAACAGGUUACUCGACGACAAUCGUGAAUUGUUUGUGCCUGAAAUGAAUGCAGUGAUUCGUGCUCAUCCACGUUUUCGUCUCUUUGCAACACAAAAUCCUGCUGGAACAUACGGUGGUCGAAAACGGCUCUCUCGUGCACUGAUGUCUCGGUUUGUGGUGCUGAAGUUCGAUCAUUUACCGCUAGACGAACUUUCUUCCAUGGUAUGUGUCCGCUGUGGCGUGCAUCCUUCAGCAGCUACAAGAAUGAUUAAUGUGUUGUCCAAACUUCGACUGAGGCGUUCUAUCAGUGGCCUGUUUUCAGCCAAAGAUGGUCGGUUAACAGCAUAG